AUGAAGCUAUCAGACAGACUCGCGCUGCUCUUAGCAGCAGCAGCAGCAGGUCCGGCGGCAGCCUUUACAAACACCAAAGUCGACUUUUUCAUGCGCAAGAACAUCGAUCCCAUCGUCAUCCCGGGCCAGUACAAGAGCCACAUGCACAGCUUCUUCGGCAGCGACGCGGUGAGGGUGAACAUGAGCUCGACGGCCGAGUUGCAAAAGGGGUGUUCUACGGCGCAGAACCCGAAUGAUUUUUCCGUAUAUUGGAUCCCCACGCUCUACCACGUCCAAGGCGAAACCCGAACGCCCAUCGAACCGGUCUCGUUCGUAGCCUACUACAACUUUGACAAGGACCCGGCCGAGGUGCCCAUCCCGCCCAACUUCUCCGUCGUGGCGGGCAACUCCAAGGCCUCGACGGAAGCGGACCUGGUCCCCGGUUCCGACGUGACGUGGCUCUGCCAGAACCAAGCCUUCGACGCAGGCGGGAAAGAACAUUCCCAGUUCCCGCAGAACACGUGCUCGACUUCUUUACAGGCGGUCCUGUGGUUCCCGGACUGCGUUGACGAAACCACCCUUAAAUCUGCCUACUCUGAUAGGAAGACAGGGGCGUGCGCGGGCGGGAUGAAGAGGAUGCCGCAGCUGCGAUUCAGUAUACGCUACGAUACCAAGAAGGCGAUCCCCGGAGGCUGGAAGGGCGGGGACCCGCCGAUCGAGCUCGCGUGCGGCGGGAGCCGGUGUUUCCACGGGGACUUUGUGAAUGGAUGGCUCGAGGAGGCGGCCAGGACCAUGGUUACCGGGUUGAAGAGUAAGAGGGAGUUUGAGGCGGUGGAUGGGCCGAAUGGGAAGGCUAGGGCGGGGAGUGUUUGUAAGAGGAAGGCGACGGACGCGGAUCCGGGGAAUGGGACUGGGGAUUGGGCGGAGAGUGUGAAGAUGAUGGGGGCUGGGAAGAGGAGGAGGAGGAGGACUGGGCCGGUGAGGAGAAUGGGGUUGUGA
Molecule: messenger RNA, 978 nt
Organism: Colletotrichum costaricense
Lineage: Eukaryota; Fungi; Ascomycota; Sordariomycetes; Glomerellales; Glomerellaceae
Exons: 2
Coding region: 1-978 (325 amino acids)
Source: RefSeq, a predicted model, not a curated record